AUGCCCGAGCCGCCUUCAACCUCGGUGGCGCCAUCAGCGCCAGGGUCAGCCGGAGUAGCCUCUGGCUCUCCUGUCGUAUCCGGAGACCAGCUCGCAGCAGCAGUAACGGCGUCAUCAACACCACGCACAUCCGCAGGAUCUCGAGACCAUAUGCCUAGUCUUCCUCGACACCUCGUCAGAGCAGAGUCACCCAUGACUGUCGCUGGGGGCCAAAUUUCCGCAACGAGCAGUUCCUCGCCUAGAUCUAGCACCAUGUCAUCCUUCGCCGGAGCCGCUGUACGUCGUGGAGGUGGAUGGAGGCAGAGCUGGAACACUACCGCAACGCAUUCCGCCGGAGAGAGAUCAAGAACACUCAGUGCAUCAUCCGCAGACCGAGAGUCUACACAAGCGGAAAGCAGAUACGAAGCGGCAAUGUCCGACACUGAUUCUAUCAACGGCGUCCAUCGUGACCACGUCACUUCAGGCACCCUGGGAGGCAAUUGUACCCCACAAAGAUCCACAUCCAUCGCGCUCAGCCGGCCAUCUCUCGAGAUGUUGGAUGCCGAUGAGGCCAAUCCGGUCGUGGAUGCUGCGCUUUCUUCGUGCAGCUCUGCAGAGAUACCGGGCCCAGACGACGAAGAGAUGAGCAUCUGGCAAUCCGCACCGCCACCUGCAGGUACACCUCCUGGCAUUGUGAGAGAUUUGCCUUCUUCAGGGGACGUUGCUAGCCCUCCAAUCAGCUCCGACCGGAGUGCGCCGCCUCCUUGGACCAGUGCGGGAGGCACCAUUGCUGGGAAUUACGACUGGGCUAAUUUCGUGUUCGCUUAUGCGCGGUAAGUUGCCAUUGGCGAUGGACGCACUUUGUCCACGCUCGACUGAUCAGCCUUGCUUUCGCGAUCGUAGUGGCCGCUUCGACCCCGUUCGUAGCCCUUGGCCCCCAUCGCGCUCUACAGCACAUCCAGGCGUGCAAGCGGAGAUUGUAGCUGAGGCGGCCGUGUCACCAAAGUCGGCCGCUUCGCCGGCCGUGGGACCUGAUGGGCUCGAGUUAAGACGACCUUCUCUGUCCUACUUGCCACCUCCUAUGGGCCAGCCACAUCCUUUGCAGCCUUCGCAAUCCUCGGUACCUUUUCAAGAAGGCAAAAGGAGAUCGUCAGGAGAUGCUAGCAGCAGCACAGACCCUUGGCCGGGUCGUGCGGUCUUUCAGUCCCGGACACCCCCUCCCAUGCGGCGGUCCGGGGGAUACCACCACGAUACCGCCUCGCGUAGGUCUGGUCCCGAUGUCAGCCACCAUGAACGUAGCGAUGCGAAUGUCGCAACAGGGCGCGAAGGCGCUCUCGAUUCCCUGCCGCUUUCCGAGCUGGCAUCAGCGAGUACCCCAAACAUGGCCAUAACACUGCCACUCUUGAGUGACUCGAAGUCGAGCUCGAUUUCCAAGUUCUCGUCUGACACUUCAAAAUCAGUGCCAACGAUGUAUGGAGAUCAGUUGCUACGACAGAGCCUUCCUAGAGUGGCAUCUGAUGGGGUGCGAACCCAAGAUGAUUCAGUAUGGCAUUGGCGCCUCUCUCAGGACGACAGCGUGGACAAUGAUCUGCUUCGCCAAGGAGUCCCUCGACAAAGCAGCGCGGGAGACAGCAGCAAUACCAAGCAAAGAGCGCGUACCUCUCAAGAGUCCGCUCACCUUUCCAUGGGAAACAUGAGCUCAAGGCUGCAAUCAGAGGGAGAGCCGAGCGCGUCCAACCAUACGUAUUCCUCCGCGCAAUCGAGUGGUCACUCGUCCAGCACCGACAUCGAUGCUACUCGUGGCCAGGCAAAGCUGCAAAGGAUCGCGGGCGGCCUGCUGAACGACGAAAGCGCUCGAGUCGAGGCCGCUGCGAAACAGUUGGCUUCGCAAUCCUCGACCGAGGUCAGACCCGGACCCAAGCCAGUCCAGCCUCUGCAGCUGGAUGGCUCGCAUGCAGAACCGACGACCUGGUCCUCUGCACCAGAGGGAUACCUUCACAGCUUCAACAAUACCCUGGCUUCACAUGGUGGAAAUCGAGCGGAUCAAGAUAUUUCGGUGCAAAGCGCUCGUCAUGACCAAGGGCCCCCACAUGGGCUGGAACAUGCCAUUGAAACAUCCACAGUGGCCGGAAUGAGGCGAGCAGCAAAACGCGCUACUUCGCGCCGCGACAGUCAUUCUGCAGGGAAGCGAAGGCAGGAGAAGCCUAACCACAGUCAAAGCUACCACGCAGGCGAGGCGCGCACGCGGAUAUUGGAUGUAGAGGAAGCGACGGUCACGGGCGAGACGCUGCCACAGGUCAACGCCGCACCUGAGAUGAGAUCGAAUUUCAGUCGAUCGAGGUCUGACAGCUUGAGAGCAUCGCCUCAAGGGGCCCGUCAACCGAGCGAAGCUGAUCGGUGGAAUGAAGCAGCCGCUGAAGCUUCGGCCUGCCCCAUGCCCGCAGCUCCAUGGGUCAGUGACUCCAAAGGCUCGGCCCCAAUGUCACGUCGAGCCUCUGAAGUGCGCCGAGCUUCAGAAGACUUUCAAGCAGCUGCGGCGAUCCUUGCUGAGCAGAAGAAUCCGCAAGGAAGUGGUGUUGCCCCGUACCUUCACGCGUACUACAACGUGGGUCGACGGGUAGAGGACUUCUAUAGAAUCAACGGUUAUUUGCCAGCGAUUAUGCCUCCAAACGAUGUGGACCGCCGAGGUGCUCUGCGGCGGUACGGUCCGCCAAAGGUGUCCAGCGACGCCAAUUUCGACCGAGUGGCACAUCUGGUCAAGCUGGUCUUCAACACCAAAUUGGUUCUCGUCUCGCUCGUGGGCGAGUCGACUCAGCAUUUUCGUACUCAGGCGGGAACCGCAGGCGCGUCCCGGUCUCCAGCGUGGCUUCAGAGGUGAGCACUUUUGUCCGCGACCUUCUUCCCCUUGACCAAGACUGACCGCAACCGCGUCCUCACCUGGACAGCAUUGCAUCAUCACGCAAUUGCUCCUUUUGCGCACAUGCCAUCUUGCAGGACAGUGACGAGCCCUUCGUGGUACUAGACGCUUUGAAAGAUUGGCGAUUUGCAGGGAACCCUCUGGUUGUUGGCGAACCAUACAUUCGCUUCUACGCAGGCAGCCCUUUGCGGACCGCAGACGGCUAUAAUCUUGGAAGCUUGUGCAUCAUUGACGACAAGCCAUGGACAGAGUUCAACCCGAGGCAAAGGCACACGUUGCGAGAGUUUGCAAGAGUCGUGAUGCGGGAAAUGGAAUUGUCUCGCGAUACAGUAAGUGCCACUGGCGAGGAACAGGGAGGUAGGACGCAGCUGACGCGAGAUCUUUGUGACAGAUCCAUCUGAGAAUACGUGAUCGGAUGCAGCACUCCAUCGAGACAUUCACCCGCGAGUGCCUGGAAAUGGAGUCGAACGAGUCGGCAAAUGGCGAGGAGAGUCCUGGCAUGCACCAAGUCUAUGCGUUCGCGGCUAAAGGCAUGCGCGAAGCCUUGCAAGCAUCAGGGGCAAUCGUAUUUGACUUGUCACACUUUGAGCUCGUGGAUGCGCCCGCCUUCGAAGGCGACGCACCGUCUUCAAAGAUCUUUUUCCCCUCGCCAUAUCAGAAUCCUGACGCGGCUCCUUACGCGAGCUUUGAUGAUCCGUCGACAAUCGAAGGUGUGCUCGAGACGGAUGGAGUGCCUUCUGCUGGAGGUGCAGACGAGCUGAAACAAAAGGCAGUCCCGCCGAUGGCUGUUCUUGGCUCGUCAGAAUCUUCACCGCCGCCUUCGCGACGUGACGCACCCGUGCCACUCGCUCACUACAUUAAAGUGGCGGAGUUCUUGCGUCAUCAUCGCACCGGCUGCUACUAUUCGUUCGCACCGGUACCCUUCAGGCAUCUACUUCCCGAGGGCAUGACAAAUCUCCUGCUCGUUCCGAUCUUCGGCCUGAACAAGCAACCUUUCGCAUUGCUCUGCGCAUACUCGAAGUCAACAGGCGAUGGACCACAACUGCAAGACAUCAAAGAGUCCGGCCUGCAGUAUCUUCGAGCCAUGGGUACAAUCAUUUUGAGUGCGAUACUCAAGAAGGAUAUCAUGUUGGCCGACAAGGCGAAGAGCAAUUUCAUCUCCAAGUGAGUCUUAGCGGGUCUCGCUCGGGCAGCUAAGCGCAAGCAACGCUCAUGCUGUCUUAUCCCUUUGCAAGCAUAUCACACGAGCUCCGGACUCCGCUGCACGGCAUUUUGGCUGCAGCCGAGCUCCUGGCAGAGACAAAGAUCAACGCUACUCAGGGCUCAUAUCUUGAGACCGUGGAGGCGUGUGGCAAAAGCUUGUUGGAGUUGGUCAAUCACGUGCUCGACUUCACAAAGCUCAGCGGCAACACCCACGCCAAACAGAGCUCUGCGAAGCCGACUCAACGCUGCGAUCUGGUCAAGCUGGUCCAGGAAGUCUGUGAAAGUAGCUGGAUCGGACAAAUGGCUCGAAAGCUCGAGAGCUCCCAAUCGUCGGGCAUCGGAAGCGCAUACGCACAGGGAUCUGGAGGCAGCUCAAACUCUGGCACUACACAGAGCCUGGGUCAUGGUCUGGCCCAUGCUGCUGUAGAGACUGUCAUCGACAUCACUUGUCGCCCCCAAGGCUGGCUCGUCAAGUGCGAUGCGGCUGGCAUUCGUCGCGUGCUGAUGAACCUGAUAGGAAAUUCGCUCAAGUUCACAUCGGAAGGCUUCGUCCACGUUUCCCUUCGAGAAGUGCAGAGCUCCGAAACCCAUGUGGUGGUGGAGCUCGGCGUGACGGACACGGGCAAGGGUAUCUCAAGAGCCUUCCUCGAAGAGCAGUUGUUCCAUCCUUUCACGCAAGAGAAUCACCUGGGACCUGGCACGGGUCUCGGUCUCUCCAUUGUCAACAGUAUUGUUCAAUCACCGUCGAUCAACGGCAAGAUCGAUGUCUGGAGCACGCAAGGACAAGGGACGGAAAUGCGGGUUACCUGCGAGCUGGAGAUUGCACACGCUGCGGAUGCCGAGGGUCUCAUAUACAGGCCAGCUCUCGAUGUUGGCAAAGAGACUUCGAUCUCGCUCCUUGGCUUUGACCGAGCUUCUAGAGGCCACAAUGACUUGUUAGAAGUCCUGCGAAGCUACACGGAAGAUUGGUGGAAGUUCAAGCUGGUGCCUACUGGAGGUGACAUUGUCAUUGUCAACGAGGAUUUCAGCAUCCUCGAGCAGCUCUCGCACAGGAAGUCUCCACAGAGUGGAUGGCUGCCCCCGGCCAUCUUGCUAACAAGUGUCAGAGGAGAUGCGGAGGCCACAGCUGCGUGCGAUCAGUACCACAAAGCUGGAGGAGUGGCUAGACUUCUCUUCAAGCCUGCGGGUCCCGCAAAGCUCGAGGCUCUGGUCGACUUCUCGCUGCAGUGCCUAGAAAGGGCGAGACGGGGAGAGCCGCUAUUACGUGACAGUGAAAAGCACGACAUGGUCUUGCCAUCCCCUGCCCAGUCGCCGCAUCGAAAGCCCGAGCUCGAGCGCGAGUCUUCCUACUUCAGCAACGCCACUGCGACGCCGAGGGGCGAGUCAUCGGGGCCCCAUCGCUCCACCGCCUCCCGAUCGGACGACCUUACACCAGGCGCUUACGAGAACCACAUGUCACCACUACCUCCCUUGGACAACGAAGCCAGCACGCUUUUGAGGCGCCAUUCUGAUCACGACCGGAUCCAAAAGGUGUCGCCCACAUCCGAGAAAGGCAGCAAUCCUCGCCCUUUGAUGCCACCCCGGAGCAUUACGUUCAAUGAGCCUAGGCUUCAAAGGCAUGUGCACAUGUCGCCACAUCACCCGCACAACGCGUCAAAGAGACGUGACAGCUCUGAAUCGUCAGAUUACUUUGGAGCGGGUGCGACGGCUGCAUCUGCUGCGUCCGAUCGGUCUUCUGCGGCAUCCCACCCAGCGACGUCCUCGCCGAGCUCGCCUGGCUCGGUCAUUUCGUUAGAAGGUGGUGAUGGAGCUGUGCUGAAGACCGCGCUCCACAGCGCCCGAAUUGUGCAGAAUAGCCACAUCCGCCGACGCAUGCGGGUGUUGACAAUCGAGGACAAUGCCAUCAACCGCAGAGUUCUCGCUGCGUUUCUAGGCAAGCUCGAUGUGGACUUCGUAGAAGCGUCAAAUGGAGAGGAAGGCGUGCGGGUGUUUGAGUCCUAUCCGCCUCAUCACUUUGAUGUCAUCCUAAUGGACCUGUCCAUGCCAGUGCUUGACGGGAUUGGAGCUACGACGCAAAUCCGCAAAAUCGAGAGCGAAAGAGCGCGGGCAGCACAGCAAGUGGGCGCAACGUCGGCACCAUCAGCGUGGCGCAGUCACGCGGGUCCCUCCGGCUCUAGGACGCCUGCUGGGACGCCGGGUGCGCUAAGGGCUGCUUCGCGAGCCAAGAUAUUUGCCAUUACGGGCCACUCCGGCGAAGACAACAAACGCAAGGCUUUCUCAUAUGGUUUUGAUGGCUUCAUUGUCAAGCCAAUGAGUCAGCGCAUGUGAGUAACGCUCGACAUCGAUAUGCGCCUCGAAAGAUCGUCCGGCGCGCGUCGCUUACACCGUGAUUUUCGUUCGCUUAGCCUGGCAUCGUUGCUGCGGAUGCUUUCGAACGAAUGA
Molecule: messenger RNA, 6541 nt
Organism: Ceraceosorus bombacis
Lineage: Eukaryota; Fungi; Basidiomycota; Exobasidiomycetes; Ceraceosorales; Ceraceosoraceae
Source: the annotation of a GenBank genome assembly